GGCAAUAUCAGUUCCAAAAUGAAAUCGAUUGGUGUAACUUGUUUGUUAGUACUUUUGGCAACGCUGUCAGCGCAAGUGGCGUCGGAUCAUACCCCAGCUGCCGUUCCCCCUCCUAGAUGUAGACCAGGACUUGCUGUGGAUUGCAACUUCCAAAACGAGAACUUGGUGUGGUCUAAAGACGAGAAUAAUGAGUGUAAAACGAUUGUAAACUCAUGUGUUUUCGAUCAAGCCAACUGUGCUCGUUACCGCCAGAAACGGCCACUUCUCAAAUUGAUAUCGAAGGAAGAAUGUCAAAGGUUAUGUGUCAGUGAUUGCUCCAAUGCGCCAAAAGACACAAUUUGCACCCAUCGUGGCGGAAAACACUGCACUUUCCAGAGCCAGUGCGAAUUGACGAAACAUAUAUGCAAUACGGGCGAAUUUUGGUUCCAAGAGGGUCCACUUCCCUGUGGCUCAAAUCCUGUGCAGUGUUUCCCUUAACCGUUAUAUGAUUUUUGAAAAUUCACCUGAAGACAUCGAAAUUCUGUAGAGAAAAAGUUCAAAAGUUGCGCCUAAAAUAGCAAUUAAAAAAACUUUAAAAACUAUUCUGAGAAAUAUUUCUUUGAAAAUACUUGCAGAAAGACCAACAAUAUAUAGUUUUCUUAAUUAAAAUAACCUUAAAGAAUUUUAAACCAUUUUAAAGGAAAACAAAAACAAACAUAAAAUAAAAAGAAUAUAUGAAUUACUAAAACCCCUAAUAUAUGUAAAUAA
This is a messenger RNA of Zeugodacus cucurbitae (melon fly), 747 nucleotides long. RefSeq lists its product as uncharacterized. The record is from RefSeq and is a predicted model, not a curated record. The transcript has 3 exons. The coding region runs from base 19 to 477 and encodes 152 amino acids. Lineage: Eukaryota; Metazoa; Arthropoda; Insecta; Diptera; Tephritidae.